Messenger RNA from Oncorhynchus mykiss (rainbow trout), 2610 nucleotides. RefSeq names its product terminal nucleotidyltransferase 5A. The record is from RefSeq and is a predicted model, not a curated record. Gene Ontology annotation, biological process: mRNA stabilization. Lineage: Eukaryota; Metazoa; Chordata; Actinopteri; Salmoniformes; Salmonidae. Gene Ontology annotation, molecular function: RNA binding; poly(A) RNA polymerase activity.
UUUGCUGGGGAAAGCAUACUCGUCAGAAACUCUCAUCUGUAGCGCGAGUCCUCUGUGGCAUGACGCACUGCCGUCAAGCGAAAAACUGGCAAAAUGUAACAUGCAAGUAGAAGCCAUACACCAUUUUCUGUGAAUGGUAGGUGAAGAAAGUGUAUAGGUAUACGUAUUUCGUGGGUUAAAUAUGAUGCGUAAAAUAGACGCAGAGGGGAAAUACCAAGAUCCGUGAAACUUUCUGCGCGUAAAAGUGAAAGGAAAAUCAACUUUGGGAGGUACAAAAUGUUUUUGAGUCGAACAGAAAAGGCGCAUUGAGAAAGUGCAAGACGCUAUUCUGUAUUGAUGACCAUCGACAGGCGCACAUUUAAGCGACGGCGACACAGACGGAAGAGAAAGCGCACAGUGAGGUAAAUAAUACAGGAUAGUGUGUGAACCCCACGGCUGGACAAGCCCUUUAGAACCGCUCAGCAAUCGAAUAAUAUCCCCACUGAACUUGGGGAAAGGGAAGACAAUGGGCAUCUAGCUUUACGCAGGACAACUGGCUGACCAUAUGCUUCAUCUCUGCUACAAGCGACAAAGAAGUUCAACCACACGUAUACUGUGUUUAAAUGAGAGAUGCUUCGUAUUGUUAUGGCAAACAACGUUAUCUAAAGGACGGUGAUAAAGAUACGCUAUCUAAAGGUCGGUGAUACAGAUAAAUACAGCCAGCUAAUGUGGCCAAAGCACUCUGUCAAUCUACCCCAGCGGCAACACGGCCGCCUUAUCUCACAGCGAAGCAGGAGACGAAAGGACACUUUCAGCGUUUACAUUUUCAUAUCUACCUCUUACCAAUAUGGGCGAGAAAGUCGACUCGAGUCGAUCGACUCCGGUGGAAGGCUGUCUGGUGGACGGGGAGAGCAGAAACCUCAGCGUGCUCAAUUGGGAACAAGUGCAGCGCCUGGACGUCAUCCUAGCUGGGUCCAUCCCCAUCCACGGCCGCUGGAACUUCCCUACCCUGGAGAUAAAACCGCGGGACAUCGUCAAAGUGGUCCGGUGUCGCAUGGAGGAGAAACGGAUACAUGUCCGAGAGGUCCGUCUGAACGGUUCCGCGGCGAGCCAUGUUCUACAUGAGGACAGCGGGUUAGGAUGGAAGGAUCUGGACUUGAUAUUCUGUGCUGACCUGAAAAGUGAGAUGGAGUUCCAGACGGUGAAGGAUAUAGUUCUGGACGCUCUGCUAGACUUCUUACCCGAGGGAGUGAACAAGGACAAGAUAACGCCAGUGACCUUAAAGGAGGCCUAUGUGCAGAAGAUGGUGAAAGUAUGUAAUGACUCAGACCGCUGGAGCCUAAUCUCCCUCUCCAACAACAAAGGCAAGAAUGUGGAGCUCAAGUUUGUGGACUCUCUGCGUCGCCAGUUUGAGUUCAGUGUGGACUCCUUCCAGAUUCGCCUGGACUCCCUUCUCCUCUUCUACGAGUGCUCCGAGCACCCCAUGGCUGACACCUUCCACCCCACCAUCCUGGGAGAAAGUGUGUACGGGGAUUUCCCCGCGGCCCUCGACCAUCUACGCAAACGCCUCAUCUGCACGAGGAACCCUGAGGAGAUUCGUGGUGGUGGUCUUCUGAAAUACUGCCAUCUGCUGGUCCGGGGUUUCUGCGCCGCUUCCGGAACCGAAAUGAAAAUUCUGCAACGCUACAUGUGCUCCAGGUUCUUCAUAGACUUCCCAGAGCUGGGCGAGCAGAGGAGGAAGCUGGAAUCCUACCUCCAGAACCACUUUGUGGGUCUCGAAGACAGGAAAUACGACUAUCUGGCCACUCUGCAUGGGGUAGUGCAGGAGAGCACAGUGUGCCUGAUGGGCCACGAGAGGAGACAGACACUGGGCCUCAUCUCCUCCCUGGCCCUUCGGGUCCUUGCAGAGCAGAACGUCAUCCCUAACACGGCCAACGUCACCUGCUACUACCAGCCUGCCCCUUAUGUGGCCGACAGCAACUUCAGCAACUACUACGUGGCCCAGGUGCAGCCUGUUUACCCUCACUACCCCCCUCCGCAGUACCCCCAUCAACAGUACCUCCAUCAACAGUACCCCCCUCAGCAAUACCCCCCUCAGCAAUACCCCAAUCCACACCAACCGCCUCCCCACCACCCCAUGUACACUGCAUGGAUGCCCUGCAACUGAGUGUGAGAUAGUGGACACACACAGUCACUUAUGGAACAAUGGAAUUCUCAUCCUAACUAAUGAAUGGAUCACAGGAUGAUGGUGGAUCCUCUCUUUAUUCAAAUAGAGACUCAAAGAGCGGCAUAUUUUUGCUUUGGCUAUGAGCAGGAUGGAGAGGAAAGAAGGAGAGAGGCCACUUGGAUGUGGUCUGAUCCUGGCGAGAAGGCUUUCCUCCAAGGCAGGAAACCAGCGGUGGAGGAGAGGAGGGCAAAAGGGAAGGGAGAAGGCCGACCUAAGAUGAGGCUGAGGUUGAACCCAGGAGGCCAGUUGGUCCAUGGCGACUAGCCAGUCCUAGUAGACCAUGCUAAACACCUUGCUGGACAACCAAGCACUACCACAGACAGAGAUAGGAACAUUUUACUCCCUAACACUCAUACAUGCAUAAAAACAAAGACACACUCUCACACACCAUACAGUGCAUACAU